AUGAAAUUCCUCUUGUCAUUACUACAUCUUUCCAAUCUUCCAGGCCGUGCGCAAAUUAGUGUGGAAGCUGCUAGAUUUGGCCUCGACGGCGGCGAGCAUGCUGCUACAUUAACAAAAAGAGAAAUUGGGGAGGAAUUCAAUACAAGAAAUGAAUUUAAUGUAAUUUCUGGCGUGAAUUGUGGCAUAUUCCAUUUCUUUCGAACAACUGUCUGGCAGGGUGCCAAUGGAAGAAUUGAUAGGAAAACAAUGGGAGAAAAGGCUUUCAAAAAUAGGAAUGGAGCAAAUGUUAGGGUGCCUGCAUUGAUUUUUAGGUUUAUUAUGACAUGGUUUGACAUAGAAUCUGCUUCUAUAUCUAAAAUCACUGGACUAGGACUUCAUUCCGACUCUAAUAUAAAGAAUGAUUGCAAUAUGGCAUUACAUCUUCUUUGCACUGCAUCAAUAUGGAAGUGGGAUUUAGAAAACCAACAUAUGUAUGGUGUUGGUGAUUGUUAA
Molecule: messenger RNA, 492 nt
Organism: Vicia faba (fava bean)
Lineage: Eukaryota; Viridiplantae; Streptophyta; Magnoliopsida; Fabales; Fabaceae
Source: the annotation of a GenBank genome assembly